Messenger RNA from Nerophis ophidion (straightnose pipefish), 2349 nucleotides. RefSeq lists its product as uncharacterized. NCBI's taxonomy places the organism in Eukaryota, Metazoa, Chordata, Actinopteri, Syngnathiformes, Syngnathidae. The coding region runs from base 1589 to 2266 and encodes 225 amino acids. The record is from RefSeq and is a predicted model, not a curated record. The transcript is spliced from 2 exons.
GGACAUCCUCAAGAAACUCCUCAAUCUUGUUGACGUCUGUUUUGACCUCGCCAUUGAAGGUGACGAAGGGAGGGUGUGUGCCUGGGGCGAGGUUUUGUAGAUCUGCAGGCUUCCUGCAUGACACAAACAUUUCAGUGCCAAUCAAGCAGCACCACGCUUUCACCAAGGCUUACUUGCUGUGGAGAGACGGAGCCGACAGCGGGCGGAGGAAAGCAGCAUCCCUAGCCGAGAUGGAGGCGAGAAAGCGGGGCGUGCGGUGGAGAGAGGAGGCAUGUCGCACUCGGAGCCGCACAGUAGCAACAAUCAGCGCACACCACACAGCUGUGCGCAAUCACGUCAUCUGCUCCUCCAGCAUAAACAGGGGGAAGGAGGAACAGACAGGGAAGAGUAGGAGAAGGAAUCCACUGGAGGAGACCGACCACGACCAACAAACAAGCGAUCAAACAGAGAGACGAUGCGACCCCGCAACAGACGCCAACCCCGGACACCGCAAAGUGCACCGCAGGCGGAAGCAGGAAACGCCUGCGCACUGCAAAGAACCGCGACAACCAGGUAAGACGUAACAAAUAUUGAAAUAAUAAAGGAAUGUCAAACCUGCUAUGUUGCGUCCUGUAUCCAUCGUCACUACAACCCACACAUGGACGGUAGGAAGUCCGUCACAGUGGCGCCAACAUGGAAGAGACGACCGGAAGCGGAAGGCGAUGACGUCAUCUGGGCUUUGGUCGUGAGCUACAAAACGCUGCUCAAGGAACAGCGUCAGGAGACCCAAAGGCUGCAGGCGCUGAUGAACCAGGUGGGAGGAAGCGGCGAGGAUAUUCCCGAGGGGAAAGCCAAGGAAAAGGCCAGUGGGAACACAGCAGAUAACCUCCACAUGGGGGGCGGAGCUGGGCAGGCGGCAGUGGCAGCAGCGGCAGCAGCAGGCCACCAGGACGAGCUGUUCGCCAAGGAGAGGGAGGACGCCUGUCUAAAUGGGGACGAUGAUGAUGAUGACUGCGGUGCAGAGGAGGCGCCCUCUGCUGGAGACACAGAUGCACGACCAGUGGAGCGGACAGCUGGAAAAAUUGAAGAUGAAGUUGGAAAAUUUCAAGAAAAAAAUGGAAGACAAGGUGGAAGAAAAAAUUAAAGAAUCUCAAGAAGGUGAGAAAGAAGACAAAGGACCUGGAGAAAUGCAGGAUAAUGAGGAAGACAAAGAAGAAGUUAAAGAAGAAGAAGUUGAAUCUCAAAAAAGUGAGGAAAAGGAAAAAUACCUGGAGAAAUGCAGGAAAAUGAUGAAGAUGUUGAAGAUGAAGAUGAAGAGGAAGUUGAAAAAUCUCAAGAAAAAGAAGUGCUUGGAGAAAUGCAAGGAAGUAAUCAAAGAGGACAAAGAAAAAGUCGAAAAGACUCAAGAAAGUGAGAGGGAAGAAAGGCCUGAAAGAAUUCCAGGAAAUGAUAAAGACAAGUGAAAAGCCAAAGAGAUGCUGGCAACACUGCAGACGACCACGAGACCCACCUCAGCGCCCCGCCGUCAUCUCGCCCCGCGAUAUUGGGGGGGGGUUGGUCGAAAGGUCCAAAUUUCCCGGUCAGGAUAAAGAAAAAGAAGAAAAACAACAUGGUGGUGAUGAUGAUGAUGAGGACGAUGAGGAAGACCCGGUCGAGGGUGAUGAUGAUGACCAUGGUGAUGAUGAUGAAAAGGAACGUGGUGAUGAUGAUGAUGACGAAGGGGAUAAGGAAAAACUUGAAGAGGACAAGGACAAAAGGCAAAGAAAUUGAAGUUUGGGAAGACAAAGAUCAAGGCAAAGAAGUCAGAGAGCCGCAGCUGUUUUUUUUCACGCUCCUUGAAGAAAAGGUGGGGGGGAGUAAGCUCAGCCGGACUGAAGCACGGCUUCGAACUGGCGGUGGAGAUAUGUGGAGAGACGGAGCCGACAGCGGGCGGAGGAAAGCAGUAUCCCUAGCCGAAAUGGAGGCGAGAAGGCGGGGCGUGCGGCGGAGAGAGGAGGCGUGUCGCACUCUGAGCCGCACGGUAGCAACAAUCAGCGCACACCACACAGCUGUGCGCAAUAACGUCAUCUGCUCCUCCAGCAUAAACAGGGGGAAGGAGGAACAGACAGGGAAGAGUAGGAGAAAGAACCCACUGGAGACCGACCACGACCAACAAACAAGCGAUCAAACCGAGAGACGAUGUGACCCCGCAACAGACGCAAAUCCCGGACACCGCAAGGUGCACCGCAGGCAGAAGCAGGAAACUCCCGCGCACUGCAAAGUGCCGCGACAACCAGGCAAGACAUAACAAAUAUUGAAAUAAUAAAGGAAAGUCAAACCUGCUAUGAUGCGUCCUGUAUCCAUCGUCACUACAACCCACACAUGGACGGU